UGUUUUGGGUACAAUAACAGCCUAAGACAUCUUCUCCAGAAGAUAAAUCCAUCUACUGUAGAGCUUCAGGACACUUGAGAAAGGUUCACUGCGCUAACGGCCACACAUUUCGAUCUAAAAGGUUCAGUAAACAUGCUAAUUGUGCUGUCUGCUCAGACCCCACAGGGGGAUUUGGACGCAAGGCAUACAAAUGUAUGAACUGUAAAAUUUUAGUUCAUAAGAAGUGCCAUACACUCGCCAGAGUUCCAUGCAAGCACCAUACUUUGCAUGAUGAAUGCACAAUGCCAAUAAACCAGGUUUCCAUGGCUUUAGAUCCCAAACAGGAAGUAGUCUCACCAAAUCCUAAAAGUCAUGUGGAUAUGCAAGAAAUAGAUGACGAGAAUGAGACAAAUACUGGUGAGGAAAAUGGCAGGCCUUUGUGCUCUUCUGCUCUUAAAGACUUUGACUUUCUCCGUGUCCUCGGGAGAGGAAGCUACGGUAAAGUUUUACUAGCUCGGCAUAAAACAACAGAUCACCUCUAUGCCAUGAAAGUGGUGAGAAAGGACGAUGAAAACCUUAUUUGUCUCCAGGUAGAGAAGCAAAUAUUGGAGAAGAGCUUGAACCACCCUUACCUGGUUGGCCUGCAUUCCUGCAUCGAGACACCAACCAGAUUUUUCUUUAUCCUGGAUUACAUCAGUGGAGGAGACCUAACAUACCAUCUGCAACAGUUCGGAAUCUUUCCCAAAGCACAUGUGAGAUUCUACUCCGGGGAGACCUCCUUAGCUAUCGAGUUUCUUCAUGAACAUGAGAUAUUACACAGGGAUCUGAAGUUGGAGAACUUGUUACUAGAUGCAGACGGACACAUUAAAAUUACCGAUUACAACCUAUGUAAGGCAGGACUGAAGGCAGGCGAGAAGACCAACACUUUCUGUGGCACACUCAGUUAUCUAGCUCCAGAAAUCAUCAGAGGCAAAAGCUAUGGUUUCAGUGUGGACUGGGGGAAUCUUGGAACAGUCAUGUUCGAAAUGAUGGUGGGAGAGCCUCCGUAUCCUUUUGCAGACAGUCCCAAGAACUCUGAUCUAAACACAUACAAGGUCUCGCAAUCUAUGUUAGAAAGAGAAGUCCACAUUCCACAUCACCUGUCUGUCGAAGCCAGAAGCAUCCUCAAGGGUCUUCUGAAGAAGGAGCCAGAGGUAAGAUUGGGCUGUCACCCUCAGAGAGGAUUCAUCGAUAUUAAAGAGCAUCCUUUCUUUAACAAUCUGGACUGGAACAUGAUGGAAAAAAAUGCAAGUGACUCCUCCCUUUAA
This is a messenger RNA of Cavia porcellus (domestic guinea pig), 1286 nucleotides long. RefSeq names its product protein kinase C iota type-like. The coding region runs from base 195 to 1286 and encodes 363 amino acids. Gene Ontology annotation, cellular component: nucleus; cytoplasm. The transcript has a single exon. NCBI's taxonomy places the organism in Eukaryota, Metazoa, Chordata, Mammalia, Rodentia, Caviidae. Gene Ontology annotation, biological process: protein phosphorylation. Gene Ontology annotation, molecular function: ATP binding; protein kinase activity. The record is from RefSeq and is a predicted model, not a curated record.